Molecule: messenger RNA, 648 nt
Organism: Botrytis fragariae
Lineage: Eukaryota; Fungi; Ascomycota; Leotiomycetes; Helotiales; Sclerotiniaceae
Exons: 3
Coding region: 1-648 (215 amino acids)
Source: RefSeq, a predicted model, not a curated record
AUGUCUACCCUCGAAACCAAACCUACCCUCGUCCUCCUCCCAGGAAGCUGGCACAACCCCCAAAACUACCACAAACUCGUUUCGGCACUCAAAUCCCACUCCUACGACCUCCUCAUUCCCUCUCUCCUCAGCAUGAACGGGAAACACAUCGUCGUACUUAUGCAUUCCUACGGCGGCCAAGUUGGUACCAACGCUCUUACCGAAUUCGCCGUUUCCACUCGAAAUGCCCAAGGUCUAUCUGGCGGCGUCGUCCAUCUCCUCUACAUCAGCGCAUUCAUGAUGUUAGAAGGCGAGUCUAUGAUGGAUAAAGUGCGGUUAUUCGGGCACGAAGAACUAAUCCCCGUCGUAUUCACCAUCGCAGAAGAUGGAACCCACGUGCACAGUGAUCAUCGUACUCUUCUCAUCGGAUCAAAUCCAGAUGAUAAACCCUUGAAAGAUAGAGCGGCGUGGAGAGAUAUCGAGACGAGUUAUGUGGUCACGAAGAUGGAUAUGACUGUGUUUUUGGAUUUUCAAGUGAGUAUGCUGGAGGCGGUUAAGAAGGAGGGAAAGGAGGUGAAGGUUUGGGAGUUGGAGACGGGACAUUCGCCUGCUUUGACGAUGAUAGAUGAGUUGGUGGAGAUUGUUUUGGAGGUUGCGGAGAAGUGUUAG